AUGUUGGACUCCAAGAACCGCUUGAAAUCGGUGACGCGGAAUGAAGAGAAGUCGAAAAUCAGAUCCAAGAUACCGAAGAAGACUGAUACAAGAUUAUAUAAUAAAGAAGAAAUACUCAACAUAUUGAAGGACGAAGACAACACGUUUCCACAAAAACUUCUGAAAAUAUCCGCUAAUGGUCAAAUAGAUCUUUGUUUACAAGCAGUUUCGGAUUUGUCGAUGGAGUGUCCAGAUUUUGAAAUAAAUGAAAUAUUUCUAACUUAUAUAAAGAAAGAAUUCGGUGUCAUGAGUUUUUCAACUGUUUAUAUGUAUACCAAGAAAUGGAUGGAUUUUCUUUUGCAGAAUACUUCAGGAAUAAGAAAUCACUGUUUGCUACUGAAACAACUUAUAUGUUGUACAAAUUUGUUGCAAAAUAAACAACUCCAGUUAUUGCUUCAUAAAAUUCUUCCGCAAGUUUAUUGCCAUCUUUGCUUUGUAAAGCAAUAUUCCAUGGCUUCGAUUAUCGCUGAAAUAAUAUUCUACUCAAUCGCUCUUCUAGCCGCUUAUUCUGAUGAUUGUGAUCGAGAAGUUCUCCGGAAUGUCUGGGAUAAAUUAUUACAUGCAGAAAACGAAUCCAUGAGAUCGGCUCAUUUCAAUUUGUGCACUGUUUUGGUUAUGAGUUCACUGGGUUUCGAUUGUACGCAACAUAUGGAAUGUUUAGAAAAAUCUUUGAAGGAUCUUAAAGAAAAUGACGAUCUUUUAUUAAAUUCUCGAAAACAGUUUUUCGUGUUAUUGGAAACGAACUUGGGUAUACUUUUGUCACAUUGUCAAUCUAAUCAAAGUGAACUGCUGCUGAAUGUUUUGAUUACCUUUCAUCUGGAAAAUAAUGACUUGUAUUUGCUAAGUCGUUCAGUAUUUCGUCAUUCGAGAUUUAUCGAUAUCUGCGCUUCCAAAGUACUUCAGCCUUUUUUUCGGUGUUUAUUGUUGAAUUUAUCAGUGCUUAUAGAUGAAAAUUUUUCUCAGCAAAAAGGAAAUGUUGGAUUAUGGAUUAGAAAAAGUGUGAUGGAAAUCUUGUCAACAUCAAAUAAAAGCUAUGAAGAUAAAUUAAAAUCUUGGAAAAUGAUGAUGUCUACAUUCGUUCCGGCUUCACAUCAUAUAUUGUUGAUUGGUAAAAAAUUUCACCAAAUUGCGCAGUUAGUUUGUGGAAAAGGAUUUUCAUUAAAGACUUUACCAGUUCCACUGCGAGUGUCGUUGUUUUUUGUUUUGAUUUCGCUCAUUCCUUGUAUGUCAUCGGAAUUGUUUGAGACUGCAGUUGAAAGUACUCUAUCGAUAAUGAGGUCGGACUCGAAAUUAUUUCGAAGCUUAAUAAAUAGUUGUGAAGAAAAAAUAUUGAAAAAAUAUAUCAAAAUUUUACUUCGAUGUGGUUACUCGAAUAAUAACUCAAAGAGCACUCAAGUUCUAGUUAAAGAAUUCCUGCUUAGUAAUUGCCAUCAUGACACGCUUGUUCUCAAGUAUGAUGCUAUACUGAAAGCUGCAGCACAAAGAAGUUUAGUUGAAGAGCAGUAUUAUUUCUUGAAACCAUUGUGUAAUGCAAUUAGUGAAAUCCAUUACGAAGCAAAUGCAGAAGGAAAUAGGACAUUGCGAAUUAUGGUUGAAGAGGUUUUCCGACAUGUUUAUGGACUGCUUUGUCCUCUCGAUUGCAAAGAUGCAGUGAAAAUGACUCUUUUUGAGUUAUCUUUGUCAAUAUUACCUGUAGCGAAAGUUUUGCAAGAUAGUGAUACGACGAUAACUGCACAAGAGAUUGAAAAUAUAGCAGAGCAUGUUAAAACUGCUGAUCAACUAUGCAAAACUAUUUGUAAACAUCCAAACAGAAUGAUGGAGUCCGGAGUAAUAUCAGAGCAACUAUCACAGUUGUUGAGAAGAUCCAUUUUGUGGAUGGUAAAAAGGGGUAAGCUCGAGCAUAUCGUUUCCUGGAAAUAUUUUAGAUAUUUCGAACUAUAUGAUGAGGCCACCAUUAACGACAUUAUCAGUAUUGCGCCAGUGGAAAUGUUGAAAAACCUACUACACUCAUCUUCAUAUGAUCUUCAUUCAUCGAAGAAAUUUGCAUUAUAUUUUGCAUUGGCGAAGCAACAGAAUGAAGAAAAGAGAAAACUUUUGUCCACUGUACUCGAAGAUGUACUGAAAAUCGUAGUAAAUAUUGCUGAAAUAGACUAUCUAACAACUCUUAGUUUUCUACGACACAUGCUUCCGGUGUGCACUGGUAGCGCUUACGAGAGAGAUUUUGUAUCAUUCGCUUUAAUAAUUCUUGCAGUGAAUUGUAAAUCGUUAUCUUCAGAUUUUAUAGCGCUACGCAAUGCUGUUUCUCUCCUUCUAGACUGUCUGCGAUUUGGAGCCCAAUCUGUAAUUAAUGACCAGUGUUCGCUUUACAUUAACUUAUUUGUAUGUAUUGGACAAGCUAUGCGGAAAUAUGUAAAUGAUACGUCGGCAGUCGAUCCUCAGUUUAUUCGUCAUUUAUCUUACGGGUUUGCUAAAGUUGCUAACGAAAUGGUGAAAUACCAACGGUCAUUUUCCCGGAUAGCACCUUUCAUUAUUUCGGAAUGUCUGGAAGAUGCUGAAUACUUAUCAUUUGCUUUGUUUCGGAUUUUUUCAAUGUGUGAUAGUCACAGCGUCGCUCUCCUUGCCACUAAUCUACCACUUCUACAGAAGACUCGAUAUGCUCAUUUAAGUUUACAUUUCAAAAAAAUGAAAAUGGUUGUCUAG
Molecule: messenger RNA, 2739 nt
Organism: Cercopithifilaria johnstoni
Lineage: Eukaryota; Metazoa; Nematoda; Chromadorea; Rhabditida; Onchocercidae
Source: the annotation of a GenBank genome assembly